Naegleria gruberi is the source of this 1875-nucleotide messenger RNA. RefSeq lists its product as uncharacterized. The transcript has a single exon. The coding region runs from base 1 to 1875 and encodes 624 amino acids. Gene Ontology annotation, cellular component: plasma membrane. Lineage: Eukaryota; Heterolobosea; Eutetramitea; Acrasida; Naegleriidae. The record is from RefSeq and is a predicted model, not a curated record. Gene Ontology annotation, molecular function: oxidoreductase activity.
AUGAUGAUGUUUAGAUAUACUGGAUCAAUUGAUAUCAAAGAUAUGUACUUGGCUACAAAUUCACGAUCAGCUCCUAUUCAAGAUACUAUUGACAAUUUGAUUUUCAAAGAUGGUGGAGUGAGUGGAAGUGAUCUUCAUGUGAUUUUCAGAAGAUACUUGAAUACUGGAGAUAGUUCAAGAGACAAAAUUAUUAGAAACGAAACUAUGAGGUUCAGUUAUGCCUACUCUUUAUCUUCCAAUGAUUUCCAAUCAUAUCACGAUAAGACUGGAAAGUUCACGACCAAUUUGCUCUUGAUUGCUACAAAUUCAUCAAGUGGAGGCACCACAACAGGCACUACAAAUAAUCUCUAUAAUUUCCAUCUGAUUGUUACGGGAAUCAUGUUUGUGAUUGUACUUUCAUUGGGCAUUGUCUUUACAUUUAUUCCAGUUUUGGUUAAACCAAAUCUACUGACAGAUUUGAUUUUAUAUAGAAGAUUUUGCAAAGUUUCGACAAACAAAUACUUGGGAGGAAUGAUUAAUUCAUUGGCUGACUUGACCAUUGGAGAAGUUUUAAUCGUGUCAUCAUAUUGGCUCAUUCUAGCUGCUUGGGCAGUUUAUGGAGGUAUUUCGGCAAGCUCAUUCCCAGCUGGAAGAGCUUUUGCUUAUGUGAAUGUUUGGAAUUUUAGUUUGAUACUAUUCCCUUUGAGUAGAUAUUCAGUUUUACUUGCCCUGUUCGGUAUUUCAUUUGAGAGAGCUAUCAAAUUCCACAAAUGGUUGGGAAGAUCAACUCACUUCUUUGUUACUGUUCACUUCCUUGCCAUGUUGAUUGAAAAUGCAAUGAUCAAUAAUGCUGCCUAUUUGUGGUCAAUGUCAACAAUUAAUUAUCCUCUCUUGGGUUUUAUUUCUUGGAUUUUAUUGAGUAUUCUAGUGAUGGGAACUUUUGAGCCAAUUAGAAGAAAGUUGUGGGAACUUUUCUAUGGUUCACAUAUUAUUCUUGCUGUUCUAGUGAUUGGAUUAUCCAUUGCACACGGUAGAGGAUGGAUUACAUUACUCCCUUAUAUGGCUGCAAGUAUUCUCUUGUAUUUGAUUGAUUUGCUAUUCAGAUGGGUAUUUGGCUUUGGAAUUCCAACAAAGGUUGUUGGUAUUAGUUAUAAUGAGGAUUGUAGUGUAACAACCGUUACUUUCCAGAAGAGAUUUUUGACCUUCCUUAAUAUUGGAGGAAAACCUGGAAAGGGUUCAUUUAUUUUUGUUUAUUUGCCUUCAGUUUCUCCUUUCGAAUAUCAUCCAUUUACUGUGAGUAGUUACAAGGAAUUGGAUAAGAAGGGAACCUAUGAAUUUACAUGCCAUGUCAAGAAUCAUCAUGGUAAGGGUUAUGGAAACAAGUUGGCCAAUCUUGCCAAAUCCAAUCCAGAUGUUAGUCGUCUAUUUGCCAGAGUUGAGGGAGCAUUUGGAAAUCUCUCCAUUCCUAUUCAACAUUAUCAAACCGUCAUCUUAAUUAGUGGUGGUAUUGGUAUUACAUUUGUUCAUUCACUCCUCGAUGGUCUAGUUCAGAGAGGAGAAGACAAGUCAAAGAAGAUUCACUUGUGGUGGUCAUUCAGACAUCCCUCAAUGUUGGAUUUAUUCCCAACGAUUAAGAAUAAUUCAUCUAUCGAAAAGGAACUUUUCCUCACUGGAAAGGACACUGAGAUGGGUUCUCAUUCUCACAGUGACAUUAAAAUGUCAAGAAUGGACGUUAAACAAUUACUGGAAAAGGUGAAGAGUAAUACCAAUGAUUCCUAUGUUGGAGUAUUCGUCUGUGGACCAACUCAAUUAAUUUCCACUGUACAAAAUGCAAUUUUCGAUGUGAAUGGUGGAGGUACUAGAUUCCAUCUCCACAAGGAAGUAUUUGAAUUUUAA